GACCAGUGGUUUGCUUGGUUUUUCUUCACAGCAACACUGAUAAGCCUUUUUGGUGUUGGCAGUUCAGUUUAAGUCGCUCAGUAAGGCGUGUGUGUGCUCCUCGGUUGUUUUGCGUGUAAAGCGUGUAUCCCUUUUGUCUCCAGGAGGCGGCGCUGUGAAGCUACCCGUGAUGCCCCGUUUCUUUUCAAGAUGACCGAUCCCUGCGUGUCGAGCGAAGACAGCUGGAGCAGAGCUGACCAGAGCUACAGUGACAAUGGAUUUGACCCAAACUGUGCAAGGAAAGGGAGUCUAGGGUCCAGAGCUAACAGUGUUGGAUCUACAAGUGCAUCCUCUGUACCCAACACAGCUGAGUGCAUGACAGACAAUGAUUGUUCUUCAACUGCAGAUGAUGAAGACAGCGAUUACCGGCACGAAACAUCCUACAAGGAGUCCUACAAAGACCGACGGAGGCAGGCACACACUCAAGCGGAGCAGAAAAGACGAGAUGCCAUCAAGAAAGGCUAUGAUGAUCUACAGGCAAUCGUUCCAACGUGCCAGCAACAAGACCACUGUAUCGGAUCGCAGAAAAUGAGCAAAUCCACGGUCUUGCAGAAAACUAUUGACUACAUCCAGUUUUUACACAAAGAGAAGAAAAAGCAGGAAGAGGAUGUCUCCACUCUUCGGAAGGAAGUCAUGGCACUGAAGAUUAUGAAAGCUAAUUACGAGCAGAUUGUGAAAGCCCACCAGAAUAAUCCCCACCAGGGGAAGGGUCAGGUGUCGGACCAGGUGAAGUUCAGCCUCUUCCAGAACAUCAUGGACUCUCUGUUCCAGUCCUUCAAUUCCGCUAUCUCUGUGACGAGCUUCCAGGAGCUCUCUGCCUGUGUCUUCAGCUGGAUUGAGGAACACUGCAAACCGCAGACCCUGCGUGAGAUUGUGGUCGGAGUGCUGCGACAGGUAAAUAACCAGUUGUACUGAAACAGUGCCGUCCAAGCGGAAGAAGCCGCCGAAGUCGUGGGAUGCCUCGAUGCCUGGCCGGUCAAGAAGAAACGUUCCAGUUCCACAGAGGAACUGGGUGUAAUCCAUUUUUAUUUUUUUGCUCUCCAAAUAUACAGAGGUGCUUUUAAAAACCAAAAUCUUGCAAAGGCUACUUUUUUUAGUGUUCUGUUAUUUCCCAUUUUUGAAGUAAACUUGUGUUCCAGUUUCUGAAAAGUUUUGUCGGUUGCUUUUUACCCAGGUUUUGUAGUAUCAGGAGUUACAACGGGCAGAAUUUAAUUUAACGCUUGUGUGCUUUUAAUUGAUUUACUCUUUCAGAAUUGUGUUUUGACUCGAUGUUUUACAGAUUUAAAGUAUAGCCCUUUUUUGUUUUAUUACUUUUGAAAAUCAAAGGGUUUUAUUCACACGAGUAACAAGUUCGCUUCGUUGCAAUUGAAACUCAUUGGUACUGACCACAGGAUCAUCCAGUCAGUACGCUGUUUUUAGUUCGUAAAAGAUAGCCGGGUUGUUUCUUGAUCUCUCAAUGCAAAAUUCAUAUUCAGAAAGUGUUUUUACCUGUGGAGUCCUACCCAUGUUGAAAAUGCAGUACAGUUGGAAGCUGACAUUUUGUCUGAAUUAGCAGGGAUGUUUAUUAUAUGACUAAAAUAACGUUUUUUUUUUUUGUUUGUUUUUUUUUUUUUUUGCCGGAGUCAUGCCAUAAAGUCACUUCUACAAGUGAUAUAAAAACAGCGCAAGUAUUCUUAAUGUCUUUGGUAACGUAACUCCAGUACACUCUCAGGAAAAAAGGGAUGCUGUUUUUACUGAAGUACAAAGACCUCAAGUUUCAUUACACUUCAUUUCUGCAAGAAUUAUAUCCUAAACAAAGGGAACAACUUAAAAAAAUAAAUAAAUAAAUAGAAAGAUAACAUCUGUCUCAAGUGAUCUACCUUUGUUUGUUUUUUCAUCCUACUGUAGGCUUUUCCAAAUUGUGAAAUCCUACAUUUUAGGGUAUAGCUUUUGCUUUUUUUUACGAUGGUGAAAUUUGUCAUUUUAAACUGUGAAGCAUAAUUGUAAGAGUGAUCUGUGCGAUAUUUGGUGCAGUUCUUUUAGUUUUAUGUUUGGCAGCAGAAAGAAUUGUUAACAUUUCGAAUUGCCUUAUGCGCUUAACUAACAUUUAGUAAGAUAACAGGAAGCUAGUUUUGCUUGAGAGUCUGGUCGUUCUCGUAACAUUUUACAUCUUGGUCAUUUGUGUCUGAAACGCCUGCUAUUUGAAUGAUAUUUUGCUGUGGUAGGGAAAAAUAAUGCAAUUUGUUUUCAUAGACCUCAGUGUUUUAAUUUCAAGUAAAAAAAAAAAAAGUGAAAUAUUUUUGUAUGAAUCAAUUUGCAAUACAUUAAAUGCAAGUCCCAGA
Polyodon spathula (Mississippi paddlefish) is the source of this 2360-nucleotide messenger RNA. Its product is annotated as max-like protein X. The coding region runs from base 190 to 954 and encodes 254 amino acids. NCBI's taxonomy places the organism in Eukaryota, Metazoa, Chordata, Actinopteri, Acipenseriformes, Polyodontidae. Gene Ontology annotation, biological process: regulation of transcription by RNA polymerase II. The record is from RefSeq and is a predicted model, not a curated record. The transcript has 8 exons. Gene Ontology annotation, cellular component: nucleus. Gene Ontology annotation, molecular function: RNA polymerase II cis-regulatory region sequence-specific DNA binding; DNA-binding transcription factor activity, RNA polymerase II-specific; protein dimerization activity.